CAGAGAAGUAUAGAUCCCUGCGGCUCUCAUCACACAUCCGCACCGAUCAUCAACGUCCUAUUUCUGUACAGGUCUAGAGGUAUAGAACGAUCGUCUCUCUCCUAAUGAUCUUCUCCUCUCACUUGUUCUCAGGUCUUUGGAACUUCUUCGGUUCUGGCAGAAAAUGGAUUAGCUGAGAGUGGGACCACGUUUCUGUUCAAACUCUUUUCAUCUCUUUAUUUAUUUCUGUCGCUCACUACCUCAUGAUGGCGUCGUGCUCCCCACUUUCACGUUUUUGCCAGAAGCUGAACAGGCUGAAGACGUUAGAGGAUGACAUGAUGGCCACAUCUCUGAGCCGCUGCCUCUCUACUCUAGACCUGGCGCUGCUCGGCGUUGGUGCCAUGGUCGGUUCGGGUCUCUACGUCCUCACUGGAGCCGUUGCCAAGGAUUUAGCUGGACCAGCUGUUGUGCUUUCCUUCCUGGUGGCUGGCGUGGCUUCACUCAUGGCAGCUUUGUGCUAUGCUGAAUUUGGCGCCCGUGUCCCCAAGACAGGCUCCGCCUACAUGUUCACGUAUGUUUCCGUCGGGGAGAUAUGGGCCUUUCUGAUUGGCUGGAAUGUAGUUCUGGAGUAUAUGAUUGGUGGCGCAGCGGUUGCUCGUGCAUGGAGUGGCUACCUGGACUCCAUCUUUGACCACCGCAUCCGGAAUUUCACGGAAAGUCACGUAUUGCGCUGGGACGUACCUUUCCUCGCCACAUAUCCAGACUUUCUUGCAGCAGGAAUACUGUUGAUUGCAUCUUUCUUAAUUUCAUUCGGUGUGCGUGUCUCAUCCUGGCUAAAUCACAUCUUCUCUACAGUCAGCAUGAUAGUCAUAGUCUUUAUCCUGGUCUUUGGUUUUGCUCUGGCUGAUCUGGAUAACUGGAGUGCUCAGAAAGGCGGGUUUGCCCCCUAUGGCUUCUCGGGCAUCAUGGCAGGAACAGCCACCUGCUUUUACGCAUUUGUAGGGUUUGAUGUUAUUGCUGCAUCCAGUGAAGAGGCACGUGACCCUCGGAGGGCUAUUCCCAUGGCAACAGCAAUAUCGCUAGCUCUGGCAGCUACAGCCUACAUCCUGGUCUCGAUGGUUUUGACACUGAUGGUCCCAUGGAACACGCUCGACCCAAACUCCGCGCUCUCUGAUGCGUUCUUCCGGCGUGGCUACAGCUGGGCCGGCCUUAUCGUGGCUGUGGGAUCCAUCUGCGCCAUGAACACGGUGCUGCUCAGCAACCUCUUCUCUCUGCCUCGCAUCGUGUACGCCAUGGCUGAGGACGGCCUCUUCUUCUCCGUCUUCUCACGUGUUAAUCCUAUCACCAAAGUGCCUGUCAUUGCCAUCUUGGUCUUUGGCAGCCUCAUGUCUUUUCUAGCGCUCAUCUUUGACCUGGAGUCUCUUGUCCAGUUCCUCUCCAUUGGCACGCUGUUAGCGUACACCUUCGUAGCUGCAAGUGUUAUCGUUUUGCGCUUUCAGCCUGAAAAACAUGUCAAGAAAGAUGCACCAGCGCCCUCACCAGGUCAACAGAGCAACUCCAUCUCGGAUCUCAAGGAAGACAGCGGUGAGCUGAAGGAGUACGAAUCAUUUUCAGACAAACUGCGUUUGGUGGAGAGGCAGAGGCUCCCAGGUGCCCUUCAAGCCCGUUUUGAGCCAUACCUGGGUACCGUAUUAGGAGACUGGGCGCCAGGCGAGGUGGUGUCAUUCAGUGUAUUGGCACUGAUGGUGAGCGCAGUGUCACUCUGUUCAGUGGUUGUUUUUGGACAGAGUUACCUGAAUCUGCCUACGUGGAGCUUCGUCCUACUGAUUGUGAUCUUCAGCUUGGCGUUCCUCCUCAGCCUCAUCGUUAUCUCUGUCCAUGAGCAGCAAAAAAAAACCAAGAGCUUCCAGGUUCCCCUGGUGCCAUUUGUACCUGGUGUUAGCAUCCUGCUGAAUGUGUUUCUCAUGAUGAAGCUCAGUCCACUCACCUGGCUCCGGUUCACCAUCUGGGUAGCCGCAGGGCUGUUGGUGUAUUUCGGUUAUGGUAUCUGGCACAGUAAAGAAGGCCUGAAGGAGCCCCAGUGUGUUUCCGCCCGCUACGUGGUUCUCCCAAGCGGUAGUCUGGUGGAAACGGUUCAGAACGUCCAGCCUGAGGGACACACACACACUCACACACCCACCACAAACGCUCCCACGCCGGUCGCCGCCACCGACCCACAAGCCAACAGAUGAUCUGUGUAUGUGUGCGAACACGUGUUAGACAUGCUAAUUGUGUAGUGUGUGUGAGUGUGUGUAUUUUUAUGCUUCUCCUUUACUGCCACAGUCUGUUCUGCCUUUCUGAGGAUCACGUCAAGGUUCUAGACUCGGGAAUGUUAAUUAGUUUGAGGAAACACUAAGAGACGCGUGUGUGUGUGUGUGUGUGUGUGUGUGUGUGUGUGAUAUAUUUGUGUAGUUGUGACUCUUUUGCUCUUUGUUGAAUCACUUCCUGUGUUAAUUUACUACUGAGUUUUAAGCCAAAUAUGCAGCAAAAGUCUGAAUCAUUACCAAGAACUGUUUAUUUUUAUCAAACAUUUAUAACUUAUUUUCUGGAACAUUUACACACAAAUGUUUUAUUAGUUAAGAAACUGCUACCAUUUUCUAUACAGUUUACACUGUAAAACUAAUGGCACCCUACAGAAAGAGUAGUGUGAGUUUAUGGUAGCUGAUGUUCUGCAUUACGAUUUCAGCUUUUGAAAUGAACAGUUCACGGUAAUGAGAUUUUUGAAUGGUUUUUGUGGCUUUUCCCGUCUGUCAUGUUAUUAGCCUGGAUUGUUAGCUGUGAUGUGAUGGAGAAGGCGAAAGCUUGCAGUUUGGAACUUUAAACUCCUGCACACGGCUUGAAGAGACGUUCGUGUGCAACGUUCAAAAUUGCAGACACACGUGAACGCAGCCUUAGUUCAGUUCUUAUUCUCUCAGAGGUGUUAAUUUACAGAUGUUAAUGAAGUGUUUCAGUUUUUUGGUGAGUUUUGGAGUGAGCAGACCAGACGAAUGUGUGUACUGAGUUAAGAGUAACGUAGAGAUGAUUUUUUGACACAGUGUGUGUUUAUUGCUGAGGGAUUGGAGGUUUGUUGAGCUGACAUAAGCAAGGACAAUCAUUGAUGCUGACACACACACACACACACACACACACACACACACACACACACACUUUCUUUAUGCUACAAUCAGAAGUCUUCACACACUGUCAUCGAUUAUGAUAUAUUUAAUUUAUCUUUCUCUAUAAUAUUUAUAUGUAUUUAUUUAAAUGUCCAAUAUCAUUUCUGAGUUUUAUGUUACAGCAGAAUGUACAUUCUUUUGAAUGGCAGUUUAAGUGUCAGGACCAAAAUUUUACAUGCAGCAGUGUUGCACUGGGCUAUGCUCAUUCAUACAGCUACACACACACACACACACACUCUCUCUCUUAAGGCCUGCCAUUUCCCACUGAGGGAUUAAAAGCAAGCUCUUCUUUAUAUAUGUCAUGUGAUAAGCACAAAUUUUGCAUGACCUUUUUUCUCUCUUUGUCUCUCUCACGCAUACUGUUUGUACUAUUCAUGUGUGUGUGCGUAUAAGAAAGCGAGUGAGCACAGGGCAAGGCCUAGAGAUAUAAUUUAUUCAUGCCUUCAGGUCAUGUGGAUUAAAAUGAAAUUAAAGAAAUGGGUUAAAAUUGGAUUUAGUCUAGCUUUAAAGUUACAUAUUUUGAUUAUUUUGAUUUAAAUUAUAUGGAUAAUUAUUCGAUAAAAGAAUGGGUAAGUUUGUCAAGAUGGAUGAAUUACACUACUACUGUAUGUUUUAAUAUUUGUAGUAAUCUAUUUAAGCUCAAAUUUUUAUGUAUUUAAAAAAAUGAUCCACAUUAUUAAAGUGGUCAGUGGCAGCCGAUCGGAGUUCACUGCUACAAAUAUACUUUUUGCUUAUAGAACUAACAAUUGUUAAUUAUUGGCCUGUAUAAUUAUGGAGAUGUUUACAUCUCACUGAAUGUGAUUUUGACUAUAAUAUUUUCACUGUACAACAACAACAACGUCUGCUGAACACAUUUAUACACUUUCAAUGUUGCACUGCUGCAUAUAAACACUAAGUACAUUAGUACAUUAAAGUCUGAGGCCACAGCUAAGAACUUAUUAUUAAUUUAUACGUUAUUAUGGUUACACACUCUGAUGCUCGGCCCCUACGGUAUGGGAUUUGGACACAUCAGUGAGUCUGUAUUCCAUCGUACAAGAUCUCACAGCACUCCUGUAAUAUCAGGAAGCUUUUCUGUUUUGUUUGCUACUGUAUCUCCUCUUAUCUACUGUAUCUCCUCUAAUCUCCUCUUAUCUACUGUAUCUCCUCUAAUCUCCUCUUAUUGUAUCUCCUCUAAUCUGUUGAUUAAAUAAUGGUACUCUGUUUUAUGUUAUAAAAUUAGAAGGUUAGAUCUUCUAUCUUUCCUGACACUCCCGUGUUAAAAAGGCACAAAUGUUUGCUGUCCUGCACAACUGUAUUUAAUGUUAUAACAUUGCCGUCAUGUUAAAGAAUUGGUGCAGCAAGAAAUAACUUUUGCACAGUUUUCUGUCCAUACUUUAGUCUGUGUCAAAGUCAGAGACAGGUUUGGUGUCCCGAAUUCGCUUAUUUAGCUUUGUACGGAAAUGAGAAGUGUGAAGUAGCUAAAAAUAACAGGUCUAUCUAAUCUGUAUGGUCGCAUACUGUAUGUACAUGAAAAUAAAUCGAAUGUAAAGCUAUGGGAGGUGGGGCAUUUAUGGGCGGGGCCUUUGUGGGCAGGGCCUAGUUGAUUUUGGAUAUACAAAAUGGCCACCAUUUGUAUUCCAGGCUAAAACGACCAGACUUCUUCCAAAACCAUCAGCAUUUGUGAAUAAUUUUGAAUGAGAUAACUUGUUAAACUACGGUAGCUACGGUGCUACUAAAUAAGUUAAAAGUUUAUUAUACACCAAACAUGUCUUGGUUGACUGACUAUAACUGGGAUAAGUGGAACAUUUUAUGUUUAAUUAAUUUAACCAUCUUAGAUGGUAACUGAAGGUUAUAGACGAGCUGUCUGUGUUUAGUUUGUUCAUCUGCUGUAAAGAACAUCAUGUCUGCUGCUAAUCAUUCCCAAGUCCAUGCUGAAUUCCAUUUGGUUUAAGACUGAACACUGAAGACGCUGCGUCUCAGAUGUAAAUUCCACAGCAGAUGUAAAUAACUGUAUCUGUGUAUGUAACUAUGCCACAACGAUGUAACCGAUGGCCUUAACAAUGCUGUUUAUACUCGAACCAUUCCCAAAGCUGAAAUGAUGUAUAAAACAGUUUUAAAGUCUGUUCUGCUAAUAUAUUUGUAUCAUAACAUACCUUUAAAUUGUUAUCACAGUGAAUUAAUUACAGUGUAUAGCUGAUAGAAAUAUAAAUCUACAUUAUGUACAAGGAGGGACGUUUUGUAAGCACCAAAUAACCCUUUUCUGUUUUUGUUUAGCUUUUAUAGAUUUUUGCACAAUCCAUAGAGCCUCAGCUCAUUUAAACAUGUUGUCUUCCUCUUUUCCUGUUAAAUUUAAUGUGACUGUAGAUCACAGAAUGAAAAUGCUAAUGUUUUUAUUUUUCACCAGCUAGCAAGCUUCAAUUCCUGACAGAAAUCCUGUGAGGUUUGGUCGGAUUAGAUAACUAGCAUUAGCAGGGAAGAUAACAGAGUCAUUUAAUUUUAAAAUUAUUUCUGAAAUACUGUCAUUCAUACAUACACCAAGUCAAAUUAAUACAUAGGUCUUAUUAGGUUAUAUAUUAACUAGCUAAUGUGAAAACAUGUAUCAAUUUAAUGUAAUAAACCUCUCAGAAAUGAAAUACUAUCAAGUUAUAUUCUGUUAUAUAACUUGACUUCUGAAUUUAAAUUUAAAAUCUUUCAAAAAAAAUCCUGCCAAGUUAGCCCAUGUUAACUAGUAAAUGUCAGCAUUAGCAUGUUAGCAGUGACAAAACUGACAGGAUUUUUGUGAAUGAUUUUAAAUUUAAAUUCAUAAACAUUGAGUAUCUUCAUUGUUAACACUAGAUAGUUAAAAUGAGCCUCCUAAAAAAAUUAUGAAUACAUUUAGAAGAAUUUAUAAGAAUUUAACUUUACCGCUAAUGCUACCUAGUUAGCAUGAGCUUUGACCUGACAGGAUUUUUUGACAGGUUGCUAUUUAUAAAUAAAUGUUUUAAUGUUGUCUCUCUUCUUUAUCUUUGUUGCUUUUUUUAGCUGUUUGUGGUGUUUGUUAUUAUGUCAGAUUAUGAAGAACAGUGUUUUGUGAUUAAUAAAUGUUUUAAAGCAGCACACAGUCUAAUGACGUCAUCUUAUUGACUGGCGUUAUGAAGUGGUGCUGUCAGGGGGAACCAUGUCUAUGUCCCCAGGGUCCUAUCUUCUUUUGUGUAGUACAUAAUGAACACAAGACAAAGCUUCAUCAUCUCUAUUGUGGCACAUUAAGGGAUCCUGGAAAAUAUAUUCAGUAUAAUAUAUGUAAAAAAAAGUUAAUAUUGAGUUUCUUAGUUUCCCAGCUCUAUAUUCAGAGAGAGAGAGAGAGAGAGAGAGAGAGAGAGUGAGGGAGGCUAUAAUUAGUUUAUUUAAAUAGAGAACACAUGACCCUGUGAACACAUGACCUUUUUCCACUGUUAAUGCUGUUCAACAUGCUAAUAAAAAAUAACCUGAUAGGAUUUUAAUCUAUAAAAGAUUAUUAUCUUAAUUAGUAAUCUAUCAGGAUGUUUGAGGGGGUUUUAAAUGAAAAUUCAUAAAUAUUAUGACAAAAUUAUUGGAGCACUAGCGAAAGAGGACGACUCUACCUAAAAGGUAUUAAAUCAAACUAAUGAAAACUUUAUUAUUUACCCUUCAAAUAUUAGAAUUUAAUGUUUUAAAGAUUUGGUUUCAGAUUGACAAAAUUUUAUGACGUGGAAUAAAAUAACGGUGACGGUGUUGGUGGAAUUAAAUGGUAUUUAAACCUGA
Messenger RNA from Tachysurus fulvidraco (yellow catfish), 6911 nucleotides. It is a transcript of the gene slc7a4, whose product is annotated as solute carrier family 7 member 4. The transcript has 6 exons. Gene Ontology annotation, cellular component: plasma membrane. Bases 243 to 2210 code for a protein of 655 amino acids. The record is from RefSeq and is a predicted model, not a curated record. NCBI's taxonomy places the organism in Eukaryota, Metazoa, Chordata, Actinopteri, Siluriformes, Bagridae. Gene Ontology annotation, biological process: amino acid transport; transmembrane transport. Gene Ontology annotation, molecular function: amino acid transmembrane transporter activity.